UACAUCACUGCUCUCCAAGCUUGUUGCUGGAGAGCUACGGUCCUGUAAGUUUUUACUCCAUCCCCAUUUGUACCUAACCUGAACCAAUAGGGCACUAGCUCUCCAGGAACAAGCUUAGAGAGCCUUGCUUCUAGUCGACACUAUUUUGUCACAUCAGUAAUGACUUGAGUCACAUCUUUGAGACAUUUUAACAAUAAAUACAUUUUGUAGCUUCUAUACUAGCACAGUAUUGCCUAGUUAAUGAAAUCACAAACUUGACAUGCCAAUUUUACAUACACUUGUUUGGUGAGUUGUAUAGUAGAUAUGACAUGUAUAUUACUAUGUAAAUGAUUAGGACUGGGACAUUGUGAUUAUACGUCAGGCCUGCUGCUUGGCCAUCCACAGUAUGUAGCCAUGGAAACUACAAGACUCAAUAUGCCACGUAGCCUCUGGUGGGCUUUCUCAAGUUCUCCCCUGCUAGUUAGUUUUUAGUUGUCUUUUUCCUUGAUAACAUACUGGUGAUGGCUAAUCAACUAGCUAGUUUAUGAGUUUGGACAUCAGUGCGUCGUAUUAGCUCUAGAUUGCCUGUACUGUGUAGCGUAAUGCACCCCACAGCCAGCCCGAAGUUGAUAACACUACAAGUAGCGGCUUCUCUCAGCACCGCCAGGGACUUGACGCUGGGCAGCUCGGGUUACACUGGUAUACAGUUAGGUCAAGGCAGUUAUGGACCGCUCUCCGGUAGUCAUUGUCCGGGGUUACAAUUACCAGGAGGAAGGCUGCCCGGAGUCAAGCCGAUACAUGUCCAUACAUCAAGGAGAAAAUUCCCUCAGAACGACUCCAGGGACCGAAAGGAUUCCAACUGGAGUGUAGAGGGAUCUACUUCCUCCUUCCCUGGCAGAGAAGUGUGUCCUGUGUCCCGGCUGGGCUCCUCAGAUAACUACCCAGAGAAAGAUAUCUGUGGGAGACACUUUCUGUUUGAUAAGACAUGGAAGAAUGACAACAGGAUGUAUCCCAAGUAUGAUUUCAGAGAUGAGCGUCCCUUGAAGCCUAGCGGCUCCAUCCCUCCCCUGCCCAGAGACUACCAGAUCCACCGGUCGGGUCACCUCCACCACUAUACCCUCCACAAGGAGCUUUCCCAUGCCCCUGCUCGCCCCUGCGCCUUUGGCUCUUAUGAGGCCUAUGACCUGACGUCAGUUCCUGCCAUCCUGCUGCCAGCUGCAGCCUCGCUCAAUGGAAGAAAUCCCUCAACAGAAGGCUACAAGAACAGACCAAGAGUAAAUAACAGAACCUGCAGUCUUUUCACAAUAGGAGCUAAUCAGAAAUCCCAGUCGUACCCGGACCCGGUAAGCGGAGCCCCGUCAGCCUCAAUCAUCCAUAGACUGUCUGAGAUCGCUUCUCUGGAGGGAGAAACAGUCAGGCAGGAGAAGAUCAAGAAGAUUAAGAAGACCAGGAGACAGGACUCCUGACACGACCCCGUCUAUCAGCCAAUCGGAGAGCAGAGGUCACAGUUAAAGGCUGUGACCCCAUAACUCAGUGCCAAUGCCGCCUGAACAAAAUAAAACAUUUUGGUGGAAAUAUAAACCCUUUUCUUGUUUAAAAGAGAUCUAACUUUGUAAAAGCUUGUUGGUGCUAUAUAAUAGCAUUGUGCAAGUCAAUAUUUUUUUCUUAUACUAACGUUCAAAAUUUGGGGUCACUUAGACUUGUCCUUGUUUUUGAAAAGAACAACACAUUUGUUGAUCCAUUAAAAUAACAAAUUGAUCAGAAAUGCAGUGUAGACAUUGUUCAUGUGGUCAAUUACUAUUGUAGCUGCAAACGGCAGAUUUUUUAUGGAAUAUCUACAUAGGCGUACAGAGGCCCAUUAUCAGCAACCAUCACUCCUGUGUUCCAACAGCACGUUGUGUUAGCUAAUCCAAGUUUAUCAUUUUAAAAGGCUAAUUGAUCAUUACAUAUAUAUAGUGCACUACUGUUGACCAGAGCCCUAUUCCCUAUUAUAGUACACUACUGUUGACCAGGGCCCUAUUCCCUAUAUAGUGCACUACUGUUGACCAGAGCCCUAUUCCCUAUAUAGUGCACUACUAUAGACCAGGGCCCUAUUCCCUAUAUAGUGCACUACUUUUGACCAGGGCCCUAUUCCCUAUAUAGUGCACUACUUUAGACCAGGGCCCUAUUCCCUAUGUAGUGCACUACUGUUGACCAGGGCCCAUAGGGACACUUUACAGUGAAUAGUGUGCCAAUUGGGACAGAGGGCACUCCAUAUCACCAAUAUAGAGACCAAAUCAUUCCCACAGCACUGGGAAUGUGUCCUUUCCUCACUGAGUAGGCUACAUUGUGGUGUUGCAGUACUGUACAGACACAACUAGACCGUUGAAUAGACUUCGUUGUUUUCAAUAGUGAGGCACCCCUCACACACACGUCUGUUGUUUUGUGUCGGGUGAGAUGAGGGAAUCGGCUGCGUGGAGGGAGAUGCAGUGAACCGUUACGUUGACCGGGGAGGGACAGGGCUGAGAGCCUCACGAAGGCGUUCAUCAGUAAAU
Messenger RNA from Salvelinus fontinalis (brook trout), 2513 nucleotides. RefSeq lists its product as uncharacterized. Lineage: Eukaryota; Metazoa; Chordata; Actinopteri; Salmoniformes; Salmonidae. The record is from RefSeq and is a predicted model, not a curated record. The coding region runs from base 582 to 1445 and encodes 287 amino acids. The transcript has 7 exons.